AUGGCAGAUUCAUCCAGUGAUUCAGACAACUUUCUUAGGGGUCGAAUAGGAAGGCGGCCACCUUUGAGAGCAUCCCACUACAGAGGUCGUAACUAUGGUGCUGAAGAAGUUACAGAGAAGAUCCAUACUUUAGCAAGCACUUUACAGGAUACCAACAGAAAUCUAAGACAUGUUGACCAUUUACUAGGACAAUACAGAGAAUACAACAAGGAACAAACCGAAGCAAUAGCAACUUUAAAGGAAACACUGGAACAAUCUAUAGGUCAGUUAAGGAGCCAACGACUGACCCGAAAUUCUGGAAUGAGAAGUGCUUCUCUCUCAAGCUUAUACCCUAGUGAUUUGGAUGGAGAAGGAGUGUCAGGAAACCGCCACUUCCUGCCUACUUCUCCUCUCAGGGAUUAUGGAAACUCACAGGGCAAUAAACAUCGAAGGUCUAGAUCUGCAAGUGUUCGAUUUGUCAAUGAGGCAGAUAACUUGGACCAGCUGCAUUCUUUCCACCAGUCUCUUCGAGAUCUCAGUAGUGAACAAGUUCGCCUAGGAGAUGACAUCAGUCGGGAGCUUGCAAGAAGAAAUCGGACGGAUGCUGAAUUAAGACAGACUCUGGAAGAAUUGUCUGAAAAGCUCACUGAGUCCCAAAGACAAGAAACGGUAUCAGAACGGGUAGAAAGAAGACUUCAGGAGAUAGAACAAGAAAUGCGUGCUGAAAGACAGCUUGUAGAAAGGCGCCAGGACCAACUGGGACAUAUGUCUCUUCAAUUACAAGAGGCUUUAAGAAAACAAGAUGCUAAAGCAGAUGAAACAGAAGAACUCAUGAAAAAUAAACUUGUGAAAUAUGAAAGUGAAAAGAACCAACUUGAGCAGGAAUUGGAGCAGUCUCAGAAAAAGUUGAAUGAAUCAGAAAGCAGCAGAGAAGCUCUUCUGCAUCAGAUUGAGGACCUUCGUUCCCAACUUUUAAGAGCAGAAGACGACCGUGUAGAGUUGCAGCAUCAAAUUUCACAUGUUGCUAUGCACCGCCAGAGCUACCAGGAUGUACAAGAUGAUGACAGAAGAAUUAGAACAGUAUCUGAAAGAUAUGAGAGAGAGAAGCAGGAACUGGAGAAACAUAUUUUGGAGCUUAAAGCAAAGCUGAAUCAUAAUGCUGUAAUGUCAGAGGUAGAAGAACUAAAGAGAUGCAUAGAGCGUAAGGACAAGGAGAAAGCACAGCUUGUAAUGCACAUACAGGUGUUAACAUCUGACCUCGAAAACAGGGAGAAGCAACAGGAAAAAAUGCUGGACCAGCUAAAGGAGAUACAGAAUUGCUACAAGGCUUGUGAGAAUGGACGUAAACAAACUGAACUCCAGUCUGCUGCGUUAGCUCAACAGGUUGAAGAGAGUAGCAAGGAAGCAGAACGGUACCUCACUGAACUCAAGCAUUCAGAGGCACUCAGGCUGGAGAUUGAGAAAAAAAGAGAGGAUUUGAAGGUGAGAGCACAGGAAACUAUCCGCCAAUGGAAGUUGAAAUGUAAGAAACUGGAUCGUGAGGUGGAAAACCAAAAUGAAACUAUCAGCCAACUGAUGGACAAGAACAGUCAGGCCCUCAAAGAAAAGGAUGACCUCAAAAGUCAACUUGUCUCUGCUAUACACCAAAUAGAAAACCUUCGGAAAGAGCUGAAUGAUGUGCUUACAAAGAGAGCCCAGCAGGAAGAACUCUUGCACUGCAAAGAGGUAAAACUGAAUGAAAUGAAGUCUCACCAGGUAUCUCUUGAAGAAGAGAUCAAAGAAUUUCAAGGUACUGUAAAUAAAUUGGAGAAUGAGUUGGAAAAGCAAGUCUUUCUACAAAAUCAAAUGCAAGCUGAAAAGGAACACUUGGAGGCAGAACUUGCAACUAGUAACUUGAUCCAUAAAAAAGACCAAGACAGACUCUUAGAAAUGCAAGCAGAUGUAAAAAACUUAUGCUCUGUACGUGUAGAACUAACAAACAGAAUAGCAGAAGAGGAGAAAGUCAAAAAGGAAUUACAUAAGAGCCUCUCAGAUCUCCAGAAACAGCAGGAGACUUCAGCUAACAGGCAGCUGAAGAUGGAAAGAGAAGUUCACCAACAGGAGCUGGCAGAUCUUAGAUCAGAGUUACAAAAUGUUAAAAUCAAACAUGAACAAAAUGUUCAAGAGCUCAUGAAACUCCUUAAAGAAGAAAAGGAUGAUGCAGAGGCUCAGAUUAGAAUGCUAAAGAUGGAACUUGUAGAAGAAAAAAACAUAGUCAAGACUCAGUGUCGACAACUGGAGAAGAUAAAAAUUGAGUGUGAUAAAUUGACAGAAGAAUUAACCCAAAAUGAAGAAGAAAAUAGAAAACUCAGGCGGAAAUGUGAGUUUGUAAAACAAGAACUGGAGAAAAAG
Molecule: messenger RNA, 2370 nt
Organism: Phaethon lepturus (White-tailed tropicbird)
Lineage: Eukaryota; Metazoa; Chordata; Aves; Phaethontiformes; Phaethontidae
Gene: CEP128
Product: centrosomal protein 128kDa
Exons: 14
Source: RefSeq, a predicted model, not a curated record